AUUAGAGAUAGAGGCGGGAGGGAAAUGGGACCGCAGGGACUCAUGGGAGAUAGAGGCGGGAGAGGUUUGGACCACAUUUACCACAAUGCACUACUUCAUCCCUUUCCUCUCACCUAGCUUUUCAGCGUUGUGGCGUGGCCUCGACGGACGUACCGAACGGACGUUGGGUCUCCCUAGUAACGUCAUCUUCGUGCUAUACAGAUUGGUGAAAACCCGCCCUUUCCAGGGCAGCGUCCUAAGGUUCGGGAAUGGGGCGCCAGGGCAGUUAUUUUCAAGGAACCUUUGAACUCUGAGGAAAUCAGUUAUUUCUGAAGAAGUGUUUCUGAAAAGACGUUGUGCCUAUCAGGAGAAAAAACGACCCCGGAAUCAAUAAUCCCUGAGCAUCUAGAGCAAAGCAUGAAACUCACUGGCAUCUGUGCCUCUUUCCUCAUUCUUUUCUGCAAUAUUGCUCAUCAGAGGGAAGGAGCCCAAGAUUCUUGUUCACAUCGAUGUGGGGAGGAACUAGUUAACUGCUCGUGCCAGAGGGCCUGCAAGUCCCUGGGGAUUUGCUGUUCUGAUUACAGUGAAUUCUGUCUGCAGAUCUCUCCAUCCUCGGGCUCCCUUAUGGGAGGCAAGGACUUUGAGAUUUUAAAUGUGACUUUUAAUGCCUCCUCUGCUGUGAGCUGCAGGUUCAAGCAGGAAAUUGAAACCAGUGGCUAUGUUGCUGAAGAUGGAAGAGCCCACUGCAUCUCCCCUUUGCUGUAUGAGAGUGGCCUCAUCCCCUUUGAGAUUUCCAGGGAUGGUGGGCUCACAUUUCCUCACUCUGCAACUUGGUUAUCAGUACAUCACAGCAAAGUGUCAGCUGCAGAAAAAAGCACACUAGUGAAUGCCACAAAGUGGCAGUACUAUGGCACACCCAACACAGGAGGAAAUUUGACUGUCACAUGGAUGCACCAGACAUUUCCAGCUAGACGUGUCAAUAUAGAAGUCUGGGGGUACCAAGAAACAGGUGAGAGUUACUCAGAGAAUUGGAUGGCUGAAUGGAAAUAUCUUUACACCUUGGGAAAGGAAGAACCCAAUAGUGGAACAUUUACUUUCAUUCCUGUACCUGCUAAAGCAGAUUACAAUACCUGGGACAUUGGAGCUUUGAGAAUCAGUCCAAGCAACUAUUCUGAUGGGCAGAGCAAUGUUCCAUCAAUCUGGAGCCCAGUGCAUGCACUGGCCUGGCACCUUGGGGAAGACUUCAGGAAAGACUCAGCUUCCUGGGCAACAGCCAAGUGCCUGGAAUGGGACAGGAGGGAGGAGACACUUCCUGACUUCCUGGAAGAAAUUAUGGAUUGCCCCUGCACCUUGGCACAAGCCAGAGCUGACACUGGCAGGUUCCAUACUGAUUAUGGGUGUGACAUUGAAAAAGGGAGUGCGUGCACUUACCAUCCUGGAGCCGUGCACUGUGUAAGGGCCAUUCAGGCCAGCCCCCGGUAUGCAUCGGGACAGCAGUGCUGCUAUGACUCUACAGGUACCCAGAUCCUCACACGAGACUCCAUAGGGGGAAGUACACCUGAUCGAGGCCAUGACUGGGGUUCUCCACCUUUCAAAAAGCCUCCUAGGGUUCCUGGUUUUUCUCAUUGGCUUUAUGAUGUCAUCAGCUUUUAUUACUGCUGUCUGUGGUCUGAUAACUGUCAGUUCUACCUGAAGCACCGUCCCUCCAGUGACUGCAGGACUUACAAACCUCCUCGGGUUGCUUCUGCUUUUGGGGAUCCUCACUUCCUCACAUUCGAUGGAGCUAACAUCACAUUCAAAGGACAAGGUGAAUACACACUGCUGGAGUCCAAUCUGACAACCUUAAGAGUACAAGGAAGGACACAACCUGCCAGACCUCUCAACAAAACUCUGGCUAAAGUGACAGGCUUGUCUUCAGUUGCCAUACAGGAGAAUAAUUCUGAUGUGAUUGAGGUACGCAACUCAGAGCACUCUGGGAUGUUGGAGGUCCUGUUGAACAAGGAGGUGCUUAGUUUCUCUGAGCAAAGCUGGAUGGAUUUGAAAGGCCUCUUUCUCUAUUCCACAGCUGAUCAGAACAUCACAGUGAUGUUCUCUUCUGGGGCUGGUAUGGAACUAAGAGGAAGGGGAGGAUUUCUGAGCCUGACAGUCCUGUUGCCAGUGGAGUUUCACAAUCACACACAGGGUCUCUUGGGGGUAAUGAAUGAUAAUCCAAGGGAUGAGUAUACCUUCAAAAAUGGGACAACCAUGUCAUCUGAUGCCAGCCCUCAGCAGUUGUUUGAGUUUGGAGCUGACUGGGCUGUCAAAUAUGAAACUUCCCUCUUUACUUAUGACACCCAGUUCUUACUGAACAACUUCUUCUAUGCGGAAAAGCACAACUCUGCCUUCAUACCAGUGUUUUCUCCUUAUGAAGACCCUGCUGACCUCCUGGUGAAGGAGAUGACCCUGCUCUGUGAUUCUGACCCUUUCUGCAGGUUUGAUGUCCUGACAACCAGAAGCCUCAAGGUGGGAAAUUCCACCAGAGUAUCCCAUCAGAAUCACAAGUGGCUGGUGGAGAGUCUACAGCCAGUGGUCUCUUGUGGCUGGUUGGAUCACCCCACGAAUGGGAAAAAAGAAGGGACAAAUUACCUGUUGAACUCAACCAUCCGAUUUAGCUGCAAUCAAGGAUAUAGGCUUGCUGGAUCAGAAGAACGAACCUGCCAGUUGACUGGGGUUUGGUCAGGGGGCACAACCAGCUGUUUGCCAGGAACAGCCUCCCAUCCCUGCAGUGAAUGGGGAAAUACUCUGUUUAGACUCAAUACAGCAUUUCUAACCACCUUGAGAGAUGGUGAAGUAUUCAACGAAGAUACUUCAGCACAGCACACUUGUACAUCAGCGCAAGGGGCAGAAUGUUACACUGCAAAUGGGGCGGACUAUCGGGGCACUCAGAACCAAACCUCCCUGCAUGCGGGGAGACCUUGUCUCUUUUGGAAUGAGACUUUCCAGCAUCCUUACAAUACCCUGAAAUACCCCAAUGGAGAGGGAGGGCUUGGAGAGCACAACUAUUGCAGGAACCCUGAUGGAGAUGUCAGCCCCUGGUGCUACAUUGCAGAGAGUGAGGAUGGAGUGUAUUGGAAAUACUGUGAGAUUCCAUCUUGCCGAAUGCCUGGGAAUCUUGGCUGUUACAAGGACUAUGGAGAUCCCCCUCUUACUGGCAUCAGUGAGACCUCAAACAAACUCACUAUCCAAACCUGCAUCAGCUUCUGCCGAAAUCAGCAGUUCAAGUUUGCAGGCAUGGAGUCAGGCUAUGCCUGUUUCUGUGGGAAUAACCCUGACUAUUGGCGCUAUGGGGAGGCAGUCAGCACAGAAUGCAACAGUGUCUGUUUUGGCGACCAUACCCAACCCUGUGGUGGUGAUGGCAGGGUCAUCCUCUUUGACACCCUCAUUGGUGCCUGUGGGGGGAACUAUACCUCCCCAACAUCUGUGAUCUAUUCUCCAGAUUUCCCUGACACCUAUGCCACAGGCAGGGUGUGCUACUGGACCAUACAAAUUCCAGGAGCAUCUCAGAUCCAGUUCAACUUCACUCUCUUUGACAUCAAGGACUCCACAGACAUGGUGGAGGUGCUGGAUGGCUACACCUACCAUGUGCUGGCUCGUUUUGAUGGCAGGAACCGGCCUCCCAUCUCUUUUAAUGUCUCUUUGGAUUUUGUCAUUUUGUAUUUUUUCUCAGAUCAAAUAAAUCAGGCCCAGGGAUUUGCUGUCGUGUACAGAGCUACCAAAGAAAAGCUACAGCAGGACAUUACUACAGUCAAUCAGAAAUUUACUGAGGUGAUAACUGAACAAGCAAAUCUCCGCAUCAAUGCAGCCCAGUCUUCAAAGAUACUUUAUGUCAUCACAACCAGUCCGAGUCAUCCCACUAGCAUCAUGUCUGAGUGGACAGUAUAUGGCCUCACAGCUCUCCUCAUCAUAACUGUCUCAGCCAUAUUGGCAAAGAUACUUCUGCAUUUCAUAAUGAAAUCUCAUCAGGCACCUUCUUCAGCUGAGAUAGGGGAUUCUCACCAAGCAACUACUGCAGGAGAGAUCUGGAGUAUUUUUUACAAGCCAUCCACCUCCAUCUCCAUCUUCAAGAAAAAAUUUAAGAGCCAACAAGAUGAUUGCAACCUCCUUGUGGGACACUAAAGUGACAGUCACUCCAUGAGACACAUUAUUCUCCUGCAGUUCAAAGUGUAUUGGGGAUAAUCUUUUUCCUCUAUCUUCUCCUUGUUUUCCAAAGGAUCUGGACAGACCGUUUCUGGAGUUCCAUGGUGCACACCAGACAUGGGAAAACCAGCUGCUAUAACCAUUUUGAAGUAUCUGGAGCUUGUCAGCUCUCUCAUCCUUCUAAAUAUGGUCUUAAACCACUUCGCUUAAAAUAGAAACAGAAUCUCUAAAACAGUAGGUGUCCUGCACACCCACAAAAUGAGAUGAAUGUGAGAACCCUGUGGAGAUCAGGACUUUGGGUCUGCUUUGACUGCUGUAAUAGUUUAGGUCAUUUUAAGCACAAAUAUAAAUGACACCAUCUUUUCAGCUGCUGCAGCAAUAUGUGCUGAGUUGCCUCUGCUGUAGAUGUUUCUAGCUGGCAAUGUACAAAGGUGAGGGAGUCACAGACUUUGAGAAGGUAUCUGCCUCAUAGCCAAUGUUCUGCUAUUUUUGGAUGGCCUCUUUUCAGAAGUACAAAUAUAGAGAACCAAUCAGGUCUUAAAGGUAAAAUUGGGAGAAAAAUGCUCAACAAAGCCUGAGCUACAAACAAAUUAAAUAGGUGGUGCUCAUUGGUUCAGAGUCAACAUGGGAUGUUUAAAGUUUAAAGUUUGUGUGUCCGAGCCACAAUGCCUACUAAGUGUUUUCUAAGAGGUCACUUGUAGUAGCAACAGACAUGUCAUGACAAACCUAUACCAUUCUUAUGCCCUGCAUCGAGUCUGGAUGUGAACAUAGGGCUGCCUAACAAAGCAAUGACCUUUUCAGUCAAACUGUUAAGCCAGCGAGCUUCAGAUGGUAAGGCUGACAAUCAAGAUUCCCUACAACAAAAGUUAAAGAUAUCACUGACAGCGGCAAAAGGUGGGGAUGACACAAUGGAGCUGUAAUAGUUGGUAAAUGACUGCAUGGCAUUAUCAGUAUCAAUUGACGAGAAGGCUGGAAGGAACAGGAACAGCCAGGGAUAUAAGCAUAGUCAAUCACACCACCAAAAUCCACCAGUAAGGGGCAGCAGAGUGUGCAAGCGUGUCUCAGAAGUCCUGAACAUAAACUAUCUUGGCCUCUCCUGUAGGGGAGACAAUUGCCAAAAAUCUAAUAUGGCAGCAACACAGAAAUAGCGAAUGCUAGUAUAAGCACGUCUUUGAUACAUGCUUACCUAGGGAGGUGGUGGAAUCUCCUUCCCUAGAAGUUUUUAAGGUCAGGCUUGACAAAGCCCUGGCUGGGAUGAUUUACUCGGGGAUCGGUCCUGCUUUGAGCAGGGGGUUGGACUAGAUGACCUCCUGAGGGCCCUUCCAACCCUGAUAUUCUAUGAUUCUAUGUUUCACGCACACACGUGUGCGUGCACACACACACACACACACACACACACACACACACACACACACACACACACACACACACACACACACACACACACACACACACACACAUGCUUAGAAAGCUGUGAAUUUAGGAGAGCCCUGUAAUCCCUGGGAUGAUACACGUGUCUAGAACCCGAAUCCCAGGGUACCGUGGUGGGGACAUGUUUGUGGGUGAGAUGUGUAACCAUGAAAUGCUCCCAGGCAGCGGUUUGGGGGCCGGGGGUGGGGGUGGCAUGUGUAUGUGUGAGUGAGAGAGGUGACCAAGUAGAAAUGUAUGUGACAGAGAGACAAACCCGCUGUCCUCAUGAUGCCUGAAUGUAUGUGUCCAUCUGUAACCUCUGGGACACUUGCACUGCAACAUGAGGAUUGGUAGGGUGUGUUUAAUCUGGAGUGUUCUGUGGGUUUACUCAUUAUAAAUGCUUCAGCAACUCGUAUGCCAUUUAAAAAGGAAGUUGCUGCAAUGAGAGCAGCUGAAAAAACAGCAAUAGUUUCCACAGCUCAGGGCCUGAGCCUCCCCCACAUUCCUAUGCUAGUGUCUGGACAGCAGGCUUCACUUCCCUGCACAGGGGACGCUUUGAUGCUUCCAGCUUUUGCACCUGUUUCUAUUGUGACCUCAACAUCAUAUUUCAAGUGCACAACAUACUUCCCAGCAAUCAUGAGGCCAGGAUUAGGAUAGUGGCAGCCAAUCCUUACCCCAAGGCUAAAUCAAGCUGCCUUGCUGUGCAUUCCGGACUACACAAGGAAGUGGUGGGACAGCUGGAUUUUGUCUCCAUUCAGAGGUGACAGCGUAUAAAUGUGAGUAAUCAAAGUGAAGAAAAGCUCCAGUUAGGCAACAGAAUGAGGAAGAGAAACACUGGAGACAAACACCAACACCUGAGGAAGUCUACACAAACAAAGCAAAAUUGAGGCCAAGACAAGUGACAGCUGCUGCUUUCGGUUAAAGGUGGUUUUGAAUGUUCUUGCCAACAAUAUCAAGGCCAAGAGUGUUCUCACUUCAAUCUUUUUGAUCCAGGAGAGGGGAUUACACAAGUCCAGCUGUCUUCAUACCCUGCAGUGUUGGAGAAAGUAUCUUGUUCCAGAAGUCUUUGGACCUGUAUCAACAUAUGCUCACCCUCCACCCCGGGCUGCCAUAGAAAUCAUGCUCUAACCUCAGAGCCAGGUGACUGACAAAGACAUGGCCAAGAAUAAUCUUCAGGACAGUUACAGAAGGGACACUGGGUUUCUCACUAGAACAGUCGGAAUGAUACUUUCAUAUGAACAAGGGCUUAAGACCAGCCUGUGUCCUCUUAAUAAUAAGGCUCUUUUGUGGAAUCAUUAGUUACAUGAUUUCCUACACUAUGGAAAGUCUGAACAUGGCAGGUCAGAGCCUCAACAAGUGUGUUACCAUAGCUCUAUUGACUAUAGUGACUCUAUGACAAUUUACAAUAGCUGAGAGAGGGGGCUUAUUUCACUAAGAGUUCUGCGCUGGCCAGCCUUGCCUUGGGUAAUUAAUUUUGCUCUUCUGCUUCCAAACAGAGCAAUGUGGACCUAAGGACUCUAGUAUAUGGUGGAAACAGGCCUUUCCCCAUUUGUACAUUCCCAAAAAUAUUUUCAAACUGCUGCAUCAUUGUAUUGGCCAGAAUGUAUGAGUAGACUCAUGCAGCAACAAAUGCAAAACGAAGAAAGAGUGUUUUUCCCUGUGAGUAUCAUACUGCAAGCCAAAUAAUAUGACACGUCUCCUACUAACUUGAGGUACCAAUCCACUUACAAGGAGGGAAAAAAACAACUCAAAAUACUCCCAAAAGAAACU
Chelonia mydas (Green sea turtle) is the source of this 7335-nucleotide messenger RNA. It is a transcript of the gene KREMEN1, whose product is annotated as kringle containing transmembrane protein 1. Gene Ontology annotation, cellular component: plasma membrane. Gene Ontology annotation, biological process: Wnt signaling pathway; multicellular organism development. NCBI's taxonomy places the organism in Eukaryota, Metazoa, Chordata, Testudines, Cheloniidae. The record is from RefSeq and is a predicted model, not a curated record. The transcript is spliced from 23 exons. Bases 397 to 4134 code for a protein of 1245 amino acids.